AUGGGAACCAAGUAUUCCAAGGCAACAACUUACAUAACUGAUACGAUGAGUUAUCACGUUCCCUAUGAAAGUUUUCGAGUUCCUUUUGUAGCUUUGCAGGAAGCAACUAACAAUUUUGAUGACAAGUUUCUCAUUGGAGAGGGAGGAAUUGGGAAGGUUUACAGGGGUGUCUUGUGUGAUGGCACAAAUGUCGCCUUGAAAAGGCGUAAGGCAGAGUCCGAUGAAGAUCUUCAAGAGUUCCAAACAGAAAUUGAGAUCCUCACGCAGUUCCGCCAUCCGCAUCUGGUUUCAUUGAUUGGAUACUGUGAUGAAAAUAAUGAGUUAACUCUAAUUUAUGAGUACAUGGAGAAUGGGAACCUCAGGAGACAUUUAUAUGGCUCAGAUCUACCCAGUAUGAGCUGGGAGCAGAGGCUGGAGAUAUGCAUCGGGGCAGCCAGAGGUCUGCACCACCUUCAUACUAGCAGAGUUAUACAUCGUGAUGUCAAGUCUAUAAACAUAUUGCUUGAUGAAAAUUUUGUGGCAAAAAUUACUGAUUUUGGAGCAUCCAAGAAAGGGACUGAGCCUGAUCAAACCCAUGUUACCACAAUCGUAAAGGGAACUUUGGCUUACCUUGACCCUGAAUAUUAUCGAAGUAGUCAGGUGACAGAAAAAUCUGAUGUUUAUUCUUUCGGUGUUGUUUUAUUAGAAGUUCUUUGUGCUAGGCCUGCCAUGGAUUCAUCUCGUUCGAGGGAGAUGUUCAGCUUAGCUAAAUGGGCAAUGGAGUGUCAGAAGAACGGACAGUUGGAACGAAUUAUAGAUCCCAAUCUUGUUGGCAAAAUAAGACCAGAUUCCCUCAGGAAGUUUGAGGAAACAGCGGUGAAAUGUUUAGCUUUGUCUGGUGAAGAUAGGCCAUCAAUGGGUGAUGUACUGUGGAAACUGGAGUAUGCACUUUGUCUCCAAGAGCCUAUCAUUCAAGAUGAUCCUGAAUGAUUCUUUGUUAGUGGAUCAUUUAAAGAUUUAUUUUUUGUUUUUUGUAACAGUCUU
Messenger RNA from Solanum verrucosum, 1023 nucleotides. RefSeq names its product receptor-like protein kinase HERK 1. Gene Ontology annotation, biological process: protein autophosphorylation. The record is from RefSeq and is a predicted model, not a curated record. The transcript is spliced from 2 exons. Gene Ontology annotation, molecular function: transmembrane receptor protein tyrosine kinase activity; ATP binding. Gene Ontology annotation, cellular component: plasma membrane; plasmodesma. NCBI's taxonomy places the organism in Eukaryota, Viridiplantae, Streptophyta, Magnoliopsida, Solanales, Solanaceae. The coding region runs from base 1 to 969 and encodes 322 amino acids.